Messenger RNA from Neoarthrinium moseri, 1380 nucleotides. RefSeq lists its product as uncharacterized. The transcript has 3 exons. Gene Ontology annotation, biological process: isocitrate metabolic process. Gene Ontology annotation, molecular function: NAD binding; isocitrate dehydrogenase (NADP+) activity; magnesium ion binding. The record is from RefSeq and is a predicted model, not a curated record. Lineage: Eukaryota; Fungi; Ascomycota; Sordariomycetes; Amphisphaeriales; Apiosporaceae. The coding region runs from base 1 to 1380 and encodes 459 amino acids. Gene Ontology annotation, cellular component: mitochondrion.
AUGAACACCUUUGCCGCCUCCGCCGCCCGCUCCAUUCGGCCAACGACUUUCUCACGAUCUGCACGGCCAGCCCUCCGUCCUGCCUUCAGCGCCGCUACUAGACCUGCCGCCCCGGUCGCAUUCUUCCACCACACCAGACAGAACAUGGCGCAGAAGAUCAAGGUCAAGAAUCCCGUCGUGGAGCUCGACGGCGAUGAGAUGACCCGUGUCAUCUGGCAGGACAUCAAGGACAAGUUCAUCACCCCCUACCUCGACAUCGACCUCAAGUACUAUGAUCUCGGCCUGCCCUACCGUGACGAGACCAACGACCAGGUCACCCUCGACGCUGCCGAGGCCAUCAAGAAGUACUCCGUAGGUGUCAAGUGCGCCACCAUCACCCCUGACGAGGCGCGUGUGGAGGAGUUCAAACUGAAGCAGAUGUGGUUGUCUCCCAACGGCACCAUCCGUAACGCCCUGGGCGGCACUGUGUUCCGCGAGCCGAUCGUCAUUCCCCGCAUCCCUCGUCUGGUACAGGGAUGGAAGAAGCCCAUCAUCAUCGGCAGACACGCCUUUGGUGACCAGUACCGUGCCAAGGACAAGGUCAUCCCCGGCCCCGGCAAGCUGUCCAUGGUCUACACCCCCGAGGGUGGCAAGCCCGAGGAGAUCGAGGUCUUCCAGUUCAAGAACGGCGGCGGUGUCGCCCAGACCCAGUACAACACCGACGAGAGCAUCGAGGGUUUCGCCCACGCCAGCUUCAAGCUGGCUCUCGACAAGAGCCUGCCCCUGUACAUGAGCACCAAGAACACCAUCCUUAAGAAGUACGAUGGCCGCUUCAAGGACAUCUUCCAGGAGCUCUACGACACCACCUACAAGAAGGAGUUCGAGGCCAAGAACAUCUGGUACGAGCACCGCCUCAUCGAUGAUAUGGUUGCCCAGAUGAUCAAGAGCAGCGGUGGUUACAUCAUGGCUCUCAAGAACUACGACGGUGAUGUCCAGUCCGACAUUGUCGCUCAAGGUUUCGGUUCUCUUGGUCUCAUGACCUCGGUCCUCAUUACUCCUGACGGCAAGACCUUCGAGUCCGAGGCCGCCCACGGAACCGUCACCCGCCACUUCCGUGAGCACCAGAAGGGCAACGAGACCUCGACCAACCCCAUCGCUUCCAUCUUCGCCUGGACCCGCGGUCUGAUCCAGCGUGGCAAGCUCGACGAGACCCCCGAGCUGGUUGCCUUCGCCGAGAGCCUCGAGCAGGCCUGUAUCGACACUGUGGACCAGGACGGCAUCAUGACCAAGGAUCUGGCCCUCGCCUGCGGCAAGAGCGGCCGUGAGGACUACGUCACCACCACCGAGUACCUGAAUGCCGUCGAGAGGCGGAUGAAGAGCAUCCUGAAGGAGAAGUUGUAA